CACAACUCGGAAUGAGUAGAACAUGUGUUCAGACCAAAUAGAUUGUUUACAUUUGCGAAACAUGCGUAUUCCUUGGAUUAGUAUAUUCCUCUGAAUACCUUGAAUACAGAUUAAAGUUGUUGCAGCUGACACAAUGACCAAGUUAGCUGAAGGUACCAAACCAAAAAAGAACAUCGUAAAGAAGAAGAAAAUCAAGAAUGCGGGAGAUACGGUCAUAAAAACAAAUGGGAUUAAAAAGAAAUUGAAAAAAAAGAAGCACCCUGGCACACUGGAAGGAUGUGAGAAUGGAAGUGUACAGAAGAAAAAGACAAAAAAAAUUAAGAAAAAUGAGGAUGUUGCUGAGGCUUUAGACCAGCAGGAAGAUCAGGUUAUGGAUUUUGAGGAGGAAGAAGAGCAGGCAGAGAAUUUUGUAGAGGAGGAAAAAGCAGAAGAGAAUGAUUUGGAAGAAGAUCAGAGUGCAGAUGAGGAGACAAAGGAGGAGAAAAAAAAGGAGGAGGAACCCAACCAAAUGGGAAAACAGCUCUUUGAAGACCUAGAAGAUCUGUCAGACAUGAUGAAAGAGAAACUGAAGGAGAAAGGUUUCAAGACUUUGACCAGGUUGCAGGAGAAGAUCAUCCCAAAGAUCCUGAGUGGGGAGGACGUGCACGGGAUCAGCAAGAGUCGGACAGGGAAGACCUUGGCGUUCAUCAUCCCCAUUGUUGAAAUGUUGAAUAGGAUUGCGGAUACAGAGACUGGUGUUGGAGCAAUAGUUGUGUCCCCAAGUGAGGAACGAGCAUUGGAGACACAGAAGGUUUUCCAUUCCUUCGUAUGUGACCUCCGCAUCCGUGCAAGGUUGAUGACAUCAGGAGGAAGGAUGGGUAUCCCAUAUAAUCAUUAUGCUUUGAACAUCAUUGUGGGUACACCUGAACAGCUGCUGGAGGUUCUCCCCUUCAGACAAUUCAAAAUGCGCUUUUUAGUCCUGGACGACCCAGAUUCCAUAACUGGUAUGGGUGCUACAAGGAUGCUGAAGCAGGUCUUAAAUGUGAUACCAGAACCCAGGCAUACCUUGCUGUUUAGCUCAUCCAGCAACGCCAACAUGCAGUCCAUUGCAAACUUUACACUAAAAGCCAACCCCGUGGAAAAUAUCCCAAGUGACUGGCAGAUGAUGGAACCGGAUGAACGUGUGCAACAACAGCAACAAGUGACACAACCUGAACAUGUGCCAAAUAACCUCGAGCAAGUGUACAUCGUCUGUCCGACAGACAAAAAGUUUCAAGUGUUGUUCUCCAUCACUUUGAAAAACAGAAGAAGGAAGGUCAUGGUUUUCAUGAGAGACGACAAGGAGGUUGAAUUUUAUGGCUAUCUGUUCUUCAAGCUGGGACUGCCAGUUCUCUAUUUACGCGAAUCACAAGAUGAAUAUAAACAAAAGAAAAGUAUAUUUAUGUUCAAAAAUACCAAAUUUGGGAUCAUGUUGUGCACAACUGAUAUCAUCAAGGGACACUGCUUUUCCAGAGUGGAUUUAGUCAUACAGUAUGACCCUCCCAACACUGUCAGUGAGUACUGUGAGCGCAUUGGCAGAGUUAGCCGAGCGCCCGAUAGCUCAGCCUUAAUGCUGAUGAUGAAGGAGGAGAAGAAGUUUGCUAAAACCCUUAAAAAGGAAAACAUAAAGUUGAACAAAAUCAAGGUGACUUGCCUCGCAGUUGAGGAUAUUCAGCAAAAGAUUAUACAGUUGAUGAGGGAGAAUGAAGUGUUGCAGGAAAAGGCAAUGGAUGCAGUGCCGGAUUAUAUUAAGUCAUCGGAAGAAUUUCUCAAUAACACCCUGAAAAAUCCAGAAAAGUUAGACCGAGCCAAGGUUUUUAUGAGCUUUGGUUUGAAGGCCUCUAUGCGUGCACAGAUAAUGAAAAAGAAGAGAGAAGAAGAGGAAGAAAAAGCCAAAGAGGAACUGGAAAGAUCAGAAAAUGAGAGGAGAGAUGGUCAGUCGGGAGAUGAUGAGAGAGGCGGUAGAGGAGGAGGAGGAGGAGGAGGAAAGCCAGAUUUUGGUAGAGGGGGCGGUAAGGGAGUUAGACGAUUUGAUUAUGGCGAAGAAGAAGGUAAGGGUGUUAGACGAUUUGACUACGGCAAAGGGGGUGGUAAGGGAGGCGAACGACCAGAGUUUCGCAGAGGGGGUGGUAGUAGAGGUGGACGACCAGGCUUUGGCAAUAGGGGCGGUAGAGGUGGUGGACGACCAGACUUUGGGAGUAAGAGAGGUCGGGGUGGUGGACGUCCAGAUUUUGGCAAGGGGGGUAGUAGGGGAGGUGGUAGGGGAGGAAAGCGACCAUCAUUUGGUGACAGGUGGUAGAACUUAUCAACAUGAAAGGGAAGGAAAGAAUUCAGAGAAUAUGUACAUUUUCUAUUCCUUUCUGUAAUAUAAAAUAUCUAAUAAUUUUAA
This is a messenger RNA of Penaeus vannamei (Pacific white shrimp), 2407 nucleotides long. RefSeq lists its product as uncharacterized. The record is from RefSeq and is a predicted model, not a curated record. Lineage: Eukaryota; Metazoa; Arthropoda; Malacostraca; Decapoda; Penaeidae. Gene Ontology annotation, molecular function: nucleic acid binding; ATP binding.